GAGUCUAUAUAAUUUUUUUGUUUGACAUCCCCAUAAGUCCCAUAAGCGAUCAAAUCUUUAACCCGUUUGUUGAUAAUGGGAAAAAUAAAUUUCCUUUGUUUAUACUUCGGUAUUUCGUUUGAUUCCAUUUCCUAUUUCCAUCUUAUAAUCUAACGUCAAAUGUUUAUCUCCACAUUCGUGAUGUGGAAACGUUGAUCUCCAUGUGUCCGCAUAGAAUCGGUUGGGUCCAAUUAGCUCUUUUCCGACACAUCUUUGUCGACAAUCAUUGAUGUAAGGAUUGGAGUGCGAUGUACGUCACGAACACAACUCAUUUAUCUUAGUUAUAUUAUGUGAAGAUUAUUUGAAUUUCUAUACUGAAGAGGACCACAUCCAAUGGUCGAAACGUAUAUUCAAUUUGUAUUUAUUAAUUUUUAUUAAACUUCUAACAACCGUAACUUAGCUCUUUAUGUCCGUUUCAGUUCUUUCAUAGAUUUGUUCUAUAGAGCUUUUAUUAUUAUUUGUAUGUAAAAAGUAUAUUUAAAAAAUAUACUAUAUUUUAAAAAUAUUUACUUACUUUAAAAGUAAGUUAAAUACAAAUAAACCACUUUGUAAAUUUAAAUAAAUUCCCAAGUAGCAGACAACCGUGAUAAUGGCGUAAAUUUUACAUCAUCUGUUACGUUAUUUAUCCUUCAAGUUAAUCAAAUAAUGACGUCUUUUUGACGAUCCUAAGUCACAGACCAAUGACGUUAUAUGUACGACGACUUAAUGACGUCAUUUUUUUAAAUAAAAUGUGUCACGUGGUGGCCCUGAAGGCGCCUGUCACAGGGGGACGAGUACCGACGCUUACCGAUUUUUGCGCGCGUCCCACAUUUUGCAUCGCGGAUACCGUUUUGCGAACACGAGGUCGACAUUCGGUCGCAUAACAUUUAGCGAAAUUUAGCGAACUUUAGCAAAACUAGAAUCGGAAAAGUGGGUUGGUCCCGCGCCCCGUAAUUUGUGCCCCCGAGCUCACUCCACUGACCCGAGGGAAGAGGAUUUGAAGGACAACGUGGGACCGGAAGGAAUCGAGACAGGUCGUCCGUUCUCGCAAAAAAUCGCCGUUAAAGCGACACAAAAGGUAACGGACUUUUGACUCUCGAUCUCGUGAGAAAUGUGUCGUUUCGAUCUCGGUUGCCGCUGGCGGUGUUUAUCGUUACAGCUCCGCUUCGAGACGCAAGAGGGAGGUCUUAGGAGACAACGGCUGAUACGGGAGACCAACCGUGAAUAGCUGACGAGAAAACAACAACACGUUAGGAAGUAGAGGAAAAACAAAAGCUUCUGGGAUAUAACAAAGGCUACCGCUAAAAUCGCGGUGAUUGGUAAAAGCCAAAAGAGAGAGAGGGAGCGGAGAAAAAGAAUAUGCGGAGAACAGCAGACAGAGAGACAGGGUUCCAGGGGAUAAUAACUCCCGUCUGGGUUCGUUCAUCCGUUGCCGAAGAGCGAGAUCAGAAUGAAAAAGCUACCGUUACUGUGAUCCGCCGAGAUUCGCUAGUUACCUCUACCGCGAUCGAGUACCGCCACUUGAGUUUGAUUCGGAGAGCAUGUGAGAGUCAGAGUCCUGAAUUUGUGCGGGUGGAAGUGCCAACCGAAGCGAGGGCGACAAUGACUCAGCCGCCGACGAGAGAGCCGACGAGCGAAAGAGUCCCCGACAGGUCACCAGCGAGGAUCGGAACCGAGGAAAGCACUGUUAUUGUAAGACCAACUACUCGUUCGUUAGUACAGGAAUACCGUUGUUGUCGUACCGUCCUGCACGAGGAAUGGCCACAUAACGUAGGCCGUAACCGGGCACCGUCGUGUGACUCGGCGAAGAAAAUCGGGAUCCGUACCGCGCCGCGAUAGUCAGAUAUCGUCUCGCGAGAACGUCUUGGUACAGCCUAACGAACGACUCGACAUACAGUGAUUAUCGAGCCAUUGUAUUAUCGGGACGAGCGCGUUCCGGGAUAAUAAAGAACUGUUUACCACA
Molecule: messenger RNA, 1981 nt
Organism: Odontomachus brunneus
Lineage: Eukaryota; Metazoa; Arthropoda; Insecta; Hymenoptera; Formicidae
Exons: 3
Coding region: 1378-1857 (159 amino acids)
Source: RefSeq, a predicted model, not a curated record